AUGAAGCAUUUUUUGAGAGUGGUGACCCAGUUCUUCGUGUUCCUCUACUGUAAAUGUCUGUGGCGGGGCUUGAAGUUUGUCGCCAGGAAGUUUACGGGACGUUGCGAACUGCAGCGAAUCUGCUACAACAACAAGCACGGAGCCCGCAGGACCCUCAAGAUAGAGUCGUCUCUUAGGUACUCCAAGAAUGAGCUGCUGCAGUCUGCCCUCAGUGUCCAUCCUGAUAAAGUGGAGAAAACCAUUGACGACAUCAUGGCUUUGAAGAAGAUAAACCCUGACAUCAACCCACAGCUGAGCAUCUCUCUGCAGGCCAGUCUGCUGCAGAUUGUGGGCUACAGGAGCCUGGUGGCAGAGGUGGAAAAACUGCGCAGGGAGCCUUACGAUUGCGAAAACACCGAGCAUGAGGACAUGCUGAUGAAGCUAUGGAAGGAGCUGCGUCCUGACACGACUCUCACCGGUCGCAUCUCUAAGCAGUGGUGUGAGAUCGGUUUCCAAGGCAGCGAUCCCAAGACUGAUUUCAGAGGCAUGGGCCUGCUGGGCCUGCACAACCUGCUGUAUUUUGCAGAACAUGACAAGGCUACCGCUCUGCAGAUGCUGCACGACUCCCUGCAACCAAAGCACAAUGAGGCAAACAAGCCUGAAUGGGAGCAGAAGAACCUCGACAAAGCUAUCGGCUACUCUUUUGCCAUUGUGGGCAUCAACAUUACAGACCUGGCCUACUCUCUGCUGGUGAGUGGAGCUCUGAAGACUCACCUGUACAACGUGGCCCCAGAGAUGCCGAGCCUGCUGCACUUCCAGCAGACCUUCUGUUACCUGAUGCAGGAGUUUCACCGUUUCUGGAUCGAGGAGGAUCCCAGCGACAUCAUGGAGUUCAACCGUGUCCGCUCCAAGUUCCACCGGAGGAUCCUGCGACAGCUGAAGAACCCAGACAUGGCUCUGUGUCCCCACUUCUCCGCCUCCGACCUCCACCUGGUCAACCUCUAA
Molecule: messenger RNA, 984 nt
Organism: Scomber japonicus (chub mackerel)
Lineage: Eukaryota; Metazoa; Chordata; Actinopteri; Scombriformes; Scombridae
Gene: elmod1
Product: ELMO/CED-12 domain containing 1
Exons: 10
Coding region: 1-984 (327 amino acids)
Molecular function (GO): GTPase activator activity
Source: RefSeq, a predicted model, not a curated record